CCAGCAGGCAGGAGGGCAGCGCUGGAAGGGCCGAGGGAGGAGGCGCUCGCUGCGGGACGGGCGCGCUCUGCGGGCGGAGGCCGCGCUGUCACCACGGCGAGCGGGGGGGCACGGCUAAGCCGAGCGGGGACCCGCGGUGACACGGCCUGACAGAGCCACCCCCGCGGGACACGGGCUGCAGAGCCCGCGGGGACACGGACUGAGAGACACCCGGGACCACAGCGGGGUAUCCGCGCUGCGACACCCACCGGGCCACCAGCGGGGGACACCGCGUGCCACAGCCACCGGGCCACCAGCGGGGGACACCGCUUGCCACAGCCACCGGGCCACCAGCGGGGGAAAGGGCUUCAAGGUUUGCGAGAGCCACCGGAACAGCAGCGGGACCAUGGCUGCCAUCGACGAGCGCACCUUCAUCGCCAUCAAACCCGACGGGGUGCAGAGGGGGCUGGUGGGGGAGAUCAUCAAACGCUUCGAGACAAAAGGAUUCAAACUGGUCGCCAUGAAAUUAGUACAGGCCUCUGAGGACCUUCUGAGGGAGCACUACAUCGACCUCAAGGACCGGCCGUUCUACGAUGGGCUGGUGCAGUACAUGCACUCGGGCCCUGUCGUAGCCAUGGUGUGGGAAGGUCUUAAUGUGAUUAAGACUGGAAGACUGAUGCUGGGGGAAACCAAUCCAUUUGAUUCCAAGCCCGGCACUAUUCGUGGGGACUUCUGUGUCCAAGUUGGAAGGAACAUCAUUCAUGGCAGUGAUUCUCUGGAAAGUGCUGAGACAGAGAUCAAUUUAUGGUUCACUCCUGAAGAACUGGUUGAUUACAGAAGCUGUGCUCAUGAGUGGAUCUAUGAUUAACACCCAGCCUGGAUCUUCUGAUAUCCCCAUGUCCAUGAGCAACUGCCAGCCUCUAGCUAUUCUGAAGAAUUCCCUGGUAGAAACCUCAGAAAACAGUGAGAUUGCUCUGUUGUGGAUGUUAAAUAGAGUCAGUACUUGCUGCUCCUUUGAUUUAAAAGCUGACAAGUUACAGAUGGAAUUGCACGUUUUAAAAGCUGCUUCUGGGAUUGAGAGAUAUGAGGUGAAAAACAACACAGAGCAGAUAACAGAUAUAUUUUUCUGAAGCACUUUAUAGUCAUAGAGAGUAUUUUGGUAAACAUUAAAAAAAUAGGUAAAAAUUUAUUUGGUAAAUAAAUAUGCAAAUGGCUCAGAGUCAGAGGUUAACUUUGCUAAAACACGAGAGGACAACUGAUGGUGUGUAAAUGCAUUGAUAACAUGCCCAAAUGUUGAGGAUUUAUUUUAUAUCAAGUCAAGUGUGUCCCCAUUCCUAAAUCAGCUGCAGAAAAAAAGCCCAUGUUCUCUCCCCAGAACAUGCUGUGUGCACAGAGAGCUCAGCUCUGGCUAAAAUGACAUCUGGCCUCCACAUUGACACUGUUUCAAUUGCUCUUUUUUUCCUUCUACAUGGGAUUUAUUUAGCAUUUUAAGAUUAAAAUUUAAAUUUAAUUUAGCAUUUAAAGAUUAACUGACCAGGCUUUAUGAAAUGGCCUUUUAUGUGAAAAGAAGAUUAAUGUGAGGAUGGAUGAGGGAGAUUCUAAGUGGUGUUUGCUUUGCCAGCUGAACAGCUGAUUAUUUAGCUUUGUUCUCUUUUAGUGUCCUUGUUGGGGGUUAGGUUGCUUUUCUUUUGUUCUUUCUUACCUAUAGAAUUUUUCCCUUGAGUUGCUGGAAAACGACUGCUGGUAUUUAUGGGUACUUGAGAAAACAAAGGGUUGGCCGGGCCCAGGUAAAAGGAGGGCAGGGAGCAACUGCCCCUCUCUCUGCUGCUUCUGGUAGGAGCUGCUGCUGCUUGAGAAAAGGAAUUCACCACAACCCAACCCAGAGCUUCUUGUUCUUCUUC
Molecule: messenger RNA, 1880 nt
Organism: Catharus ustulatus (Swainson's thrush)
Lineage: Eukaryota; Metazoa; Chordata; Aves; Passeriformes; Turdidae
Product: nucleoside diphosphate kinase A-like
Exons: 5
Coding region: 386-847 (153 amino acids)
Biological process (GO): GTP biosynthetic process; UTP biosynthetic process; CTP biosynthetic process
Molecular function (GO): nucleoside diphosphate kinase activity
Source: RefSeq, a predicted model, not a curated record